This is a messenger RNA of Racocetra persica, 1046 nucleotides long. The record is from the annotation of a GenBank genome assembly. Lineage: Eukaryota; Fungi; Glomeromycota; Glomeromycetes; Diversisporales; Gigasporaceae.
CUAAAGAUCUAUGUGAAUAUAAUACAGCACAAAAACCUUCUCAUAGUAAUAAAGAUCAAGUUUAUAGUCAAGUUUAUGAUUCUAACAACUCACAUCUGAAUCAAAUAUUAUUUCUUAAAAAUCAUGAUAAUCAUUUGGAUUAUAAUUGUGAUUUUAAUAAAAACUUUAAACUUAGUUUUUGUAAUAAUUGUCAUAGCCGCUAUACAUGUUUCAAAAAAAGUUUAAAAAAUACAAACAUCUUUUCAACUAGUGCUGAUACAAACCUCUCUCUAACCGGUGCUGAUACAAACCCCUCUCUAACCGAUGCUGAUACAAAUCCUUCUCCCACCAUGCUGAUACAAAUCUAUUUUCUAACUGGUGCUAAUACAAACUUCUCUUCAACUAGUACUAAUACAAAACCCUCUCCAAUCGAUUCUGAUUCUUUAACAAACUCUAGUUUAUCAAAUAGUGACUUAGAUUUUGUUAAUAAUGUAAAUUUUUUAACUAACUAUAUAUUAUCAGGUAAUAGCUCAGAUCUGCAUUUAGAUAAUAGUUCAGAUCUGUAUUUGGAACUACAAGCUAAGGUCAUUAUUAAUGUUAAAAAUUUUAUGCUAACGCCUGCAAAAUGGUUUAAAUUUUAUUUAAAUGGAUUUGAUAUGUUUUAUAAUGAUCUUAUAAAACAUAUUCGUAAAUAUCAUAAUAACAAAAUUGAUAAAAAUAAUAUAGAAAUUUCUUAUAAAGUAAACGGACGAGAUCAUGCGAUAGCAUUAGAUGAAGAAUAUGAUUAUGAUGUAUUCAUUACUGAGUGCAAAAAUCUAAGUUCAAAAAAAUUCAUGGAAUUACUUGAAGAAGAUAGCGAUUCUAAUAAAGAAACAUCAAAAAAAAAAUCUAAAAAAUUAAAAACUAAAUAUACACUAAAGGAAUCUGUUCUUGCUUCUAAUGAGAUCAAAUUAGCUAAUAUCAUUUUACAGAUUCGAACCAAAUAUCAAUACCAUAUUCAUCCUAUACCUUGUUAUAUUGAAGAUAAUAAGCAUCUUCAAUUAACGCCUUCACGCUUGCACUUAUAG